AUGCCUAUUCCGAAUAAAGCUUCUUUAACCCGUAAUUCCCUUGGAGCCCAUAGGCCACGCCCAACGGCCACUGGCGCUCUGCAGCAGGGGGCGGGCCUCUCCAACCUCAGCUACGUGACCCGCACGCUUGCGAAGCCAAAGCGGGCCGGGGCUGCCGGGAGCCACUUACUGCGAGUGUUUCUGUUCUCCAGGCCGAUUCGAGGCGCAGGCACUACGAGUGGUUCCGAGAGCGGGAGUUCCGAUUCCACGGAGCCUAAGGCGCGCCCCGGCGGCUUCGCGAGCGCGUUAGAACGGCACUCGGAGUUGCAGAGGAAGGCGGAGCUCAAACGGGAGUCUCCAAAAAAUGUGGAAUCCUUCGCAUCCAUGCUGAGACAUUCUCCUCUUACACAGAUGGGACCUGCCAAAGAUAAACUGGUCAUUGGGCGAAUCUUUCACAUUGUGGAGGAUGAUCUUUACAUUGAUUUUGGUGGGAAGUUUCAUUGUGUGUGUAGAAGACCACAAGUGGAUGGAGAGAAAUACCAGAAAGGAACCAGAGUCCGGCUGCGGCUAUUAGAUCUCGAACUCACAUCGAGGUUCCUAGGAGCAACAACAGACACAACCAUACUAGAGGCUGAUGCGGUUCUCUUAGGACUCCAGGAGGGUAAAGACUCCAAAGCAAAAGAGGAACAUCAUGAGAAGUGAAGGAACUUUGCUCAGUGCGUUUACUCUCUUUGUUGAACCCAGAUAUUCAUGCAGUGAGAACAUUGUGAAUAAAUGAUUGAAGAUGUAAUAAAUGAAUGCUAUAAUUACAA
Messenger RNA from Tupaia belangeri chinensis (Chinese tree shrew), 791 nucleotides. It is a transcript of the gene MRPS28, whose product is annotated as mitochondrial ribosomal protein S28. Bases 1 to 681 code for a protein of 226 amino acids. The record is from RefSeq and is a predicted model, not a curated record. The transcript is spliced from 4 exons. Lineage: Eukaryota; Metazoa; Chordata; Mammalia; Scandentia; Tupaiidae. Gene Ontology annotation, cellular component: mitochondrial small ribosomal subunit.